AUGCGCGACACACCUUCCAAAUUCAUCGAGAUCCUGGAUCCCAAGGACUUGCAUCUCCAUCGAUCCGACUCGGAUGUCCGGCUUGAGGAUGUUCUUGCCGAUCACGAGGCGACCAUCAAUCGUCCACGAUCCUCGACCCAAUCGACCGCCAAACCAGACAAGACCUACCUGGCCCGAGCCAAUUCUACAUCUCCCACGCAGAGAUGGAAGCGCCUCAGCAAUAUGCUGGCUCAGCCCCGACGCUCUUCCUGA
Messenger RNA from Penicillium oxalicum, 252 nucleotides. RefSeq lists its product as uncharacterized. The transcript has a single exon. Lineage: Eukaryota; Fungi; Ascomycota; Eurotiomycetes; Eurotiales; Aspergillaceae. The coding region runs from base 1 to 252 and encodes 83 amino acids. The record is from RefSeq and is a predicted model, not a curated record.